Messenger RNA from Penicillium alfredii, 801 nucleotides. RefSeq lists its product as uncharacterized. The transcript has 2 exons. The record is from RefSeq and is a predicted model, not a curated record. Lineage: Eukaryota; Fungi; Ascomycota; Eurotiomycetes; Eurotiales; Aspergillaceae. The coding region runs from base 1 to 801 and encodes 266 amino acids.
AUGGAUCCCAUGGACACAGAGAUCUCGGAGCCGGAAGAGAGUUGGAAGAGUGACCCGAAAGAUGGCCCCGAACCCAUCUGUUUACUCUGUGCGGUUGCAGUCCCCACCGUUGAACAACUCGUAGAAAUCGGCAAAGGGGACCCUGAAACAGCAGUCUACGACGAGGAUCAGUGGCAACACUAUCGAGAUACCCAGCAGGACUACGUGAUGGUUCCAUCUCAGGAGGUAGAAACAGCCUAUUUCUAUCAGCGACCCCGACUAUGGUCAGCGUUUUGUCGAGCAACCAACGGGACACGUUUUUUGGUCCUCACCGAUAUUGAGUACGGAGAAGCGGAUCCGAACUGGGAAGCAGUUCGACGCAUUGCAUACCAGGUCCACGCCCACUGCUGGGCACUGUUCGACCGGGUUGUCGACGGAGGCAUCUCACGAAUCGAGUCCAAUUAUCUCGCCGAAUUGGUCCAGGCAGCACGACGGCUCUGGGAUGACGAUAUCUGCUUGUGGAAUAUCUCCGACUGGUGGGUCUUACUUGGUACAUGCCCGAACUCGCUAUCUUUUAGGGUGUACCCGCAAGAUCUUUACCUGAACCCGCUUGUGCUGCCAGAUACUCGGGAGGCCAUCGACCGGAGUCAGAAAUUGGCAAUCAUCCAGCAAGCAAAAAGAGAACAUCUGGAUUGGCAAACCCUUGGUAUUGACUUGAUAAGCAUAAUUGUCAAUGAGUAUUGGUAUAUUUCUAGUGGUCUCGCAAACCGCGAGAGGAUUCUUGGGUUGAUGAGAAAAAUUAAUUCAAAUCUACUUGAAUAA